CAGGCAGGGCAGGCAGCCCCGCAGGCAGCGGUGGGAGCAGCAGGCAGGGCAGGCAGCCCCGCAGGCAGCGGUGGGAGCGGCAGGCAGGGCAGGCAGCCCCGCAGGCAGCGGUGGGAGCGGCAGGCAGGGCAGGCAGCCCCGCAGGCAGCGGUGGGAGCAGCAGGCAGCCCCGCAGGCAGCAUGGCAAGUGAUACCGGCAUCCCCUGUCACCCCACCGCCUCAUUCACGCGCACCCCGGGGCACCGCUGAGCACCACCAGCCGGACCCUGCAGCCGGUGGGACCAUGGGGGGCCCCGAGGGCAGCUAUUCGGUGCAGGCUACCGCCGCCAUCGCCGCCACAAUCACCUUCCUGGUGCUCUUCACCAUCACGGGCAACGUGCUGGUGAUCAUGGCAGUGCUGAGCAGCCGCUUGCUGCGGGCGCCCCAGAACCUCUUCUUGGUGUCGCUGGCGGCCGCCGACAUCUUGGUGGCCACCCUCAUCAUCCCCUUCUCCUUGGCCAACGAGCUCCUGGGCUACUGGUACUUCGAGAAGACGUGGUGCGAGAUCUACCUGGCACUGGACGUGCUCUUCUGUACCUCGUCCAUCGUCCAUCUCUGCGCCAUCAGCCUGGACCGUUACUGGUCAGUCAGCCGUGCCAUCGAGUACAAUGCCAAGCGCACGCCGCGACGCAUCAAGUGCAGCAUCCUCAUCGUCUGGACCAUCGCCGCCAUCAUCUCCCUCCCACCCUUGGUCUACAAGGGGGAGAAGAAGGCUGCAGCGGGGGGGCGACCGCAGUGCAAGCUCAACGAGGAGGCCUGGUACGUCCUCUCCUCCAGCGUCGGCUCCUUCUUCGCCCCAUGCCUCAUCAUGAUCCUUGUCUACCUGCGCAUCUACCUGAUCGCCAAGCGCCGCCACCGCUCCCACCCCAGCAGCACCAAACCAGCAGGAUCAGUGCCACCGAGCGUCACCCUCCCAGCCGGUGCAGACCCCCCGGGGACCUGCCCGCCGGCGGACAGGACCUCACUGCUGAGCCCUGAGGAGCCCCUGGCCUCCUCUAGCCCCGGGGCAGGGACAUCCCCACAGCCCGGAGGACGCCCAAGGGACACCAUGGCCACCGGGACAGGGCAGGUGGUGUUGGCACAUCGGCCGCCGGCGUUGAACCCUUGGAGGAGGAAGACUCAGGUCAACCGGGAGAAACGUUUCACCUUCGUCUUGGCCGUGGUCAUCGGCGUCUUCAUCCUCUGCUGGUUCCCCUUCUUCUUCCUCUACAGCCUGGGCGCGCUCUGCCCCCAGCACUGCAAGGUCCCCGACAGCGUCUUCCAGUUCUUCUUCUGGAUCGGCUACUGCAACAGCUCCCUCAACCCCGUCAUCUACACCGUCUUCAACCAGGACUUCCGCAAAGCUUUCCGCCGCCUGCUCUGCCGCUGCCGAGCCCCGACACCCUGGUGAGGGGCUCCGGCUGCCCCCUCCCUCCUCCUCCUCCUCCUGGUCGCACUGGCCGCCCAGAGCACCCCUUGGGGUGGGGGUGGGGUUGAAGCCCUCAAAGUGAUGAUGGGCCCCUGUCCCCAGCCAGCUGCUGGCGCCUGCCUGCUUGCCGCCUUCUCUGUCACCAGAUUUCCCUGGGGUGGGGGCACAGGCCACUGCGCCACCACCCCUGUCCCCAAGCCCAGUGGCAUCCCGGCAGGGCCCCCACCCCAAGGC
This is a messenger RNA of Falco peregrinus (peregrine falcon), 1681 nucleotides long. RefSeq names its product adrenoceptor alpha 2B (gene ADRA2B). Bases 284 to 1429 code for a protein of 381 amino acids. Gene Ontology annotation, molecular function: alpha2-adrenergic receptor activity. The transcript has a single exon. Gene Ontology annotation, cellular component: membrane. The record is from RefSeq and is a predicted model, not a curated record. Gene Ontology annotation, biological process: regulation of smooth muscle contraction; adenylate cyclase-activating adrenergic receptor signaling pathway; regulation of vasoconstriction. Lineage: Eukaryota; Metazoa; Chordata; Aves; Falconiformes; Falconidae.